GGCAGCUCCCUUUCUGCUCUUACCGUACUCACUAAACUCAAGUGCCAUGGAGGACUGAGUAGUUUCCUGCUGCAACCUUCUCUUUUUCAGCUUUCUUCCAUGUCCGAUCACUCCCCACUUGGUUUUUGUUGACGUUUUUUACUCUUUUUCUGAGCUUUGACCGAUCCGAGAACAUGAAGUACAUCAUCGGCAUUGGCGGUGUAACCAAUAGAGGGAAAUCCACCCUCAACAACCGACUGAUCAAGAGCCUGCCCAACUGCUGCGUGGUCCAUCAGGAUGACUUCUUCAAGCCCCAAGGUCAGAUUGAAGUUGGUGAAGAUGGCUUUAAGCAGUACGAUGUCAUCACUGCUCUGGACAUGGACGCCAUGAUAAGUAGGUUCUACACGGGACUGGAGAACCCGGUGAAGUUUGAUAAGUCUCAUGGUGUUAAUAACACCCCGGACACAGAGAUCGUCCUGAAGUCCGACCACAAGGAGGAGGAGGAGGAGACUCACAUCCUCAUUGUGGAGGGCUUCCUGCUUCACACCGACAGGCCUUUGAUGGACGUGCUAAACCAACGUUACUUUAUUUCCAUCCCAUAUGAAGAAUGCAAAAAGGAGGAGGUUCUUUAGGAAGUACAAUAUUUGUCAGGAUUUACAUUUUCAUUCCAGUAGAAUUCAUAAAAUGACUCUUUCAUUCUUGCACUUACGUUGUGAUGGGUUUGUCCUCAAACCGGUCACAUGCAUAAGGUCGUAGGUCAAACUGUUCAGGUUGGAAAAAACUCUACACAUCAGAAUGAUCCAAGAGGUUCAAUCAACAAAAAAGGGGCCAAAUCAGCUGAUCUGCUGCCCCUCACACAGCCUGAGGAUGAAGAGGACCAAAUCAUUCACGGUGAUUUGAACUCUCAGCAGCCCAUCUGUAACUCUGACAGUGUUACAUGCAGUAAAUAUGAUGCUGAUCAUACACAUAUAUAUACACACACACGUAUAAAAUAAAAACAUUAAGCUUAUGUUUUUUGUAACAGUGGGUUCUACAGGGUUAAAUGGUUUUAAACCAUUUUGUCAUCUGUAGU
Acanthochromis polyacanthus (spiny chromis) is the source of this 1051-nucleotide messenger RNA. Its product is annotated as nicotinamide riboside kinase 2-like. Gene Ontology annotation, cellular component: cytoplasm. The coding region runs from base 174 to 611 and encodes 145 amino acids. The transcript has a single exon. The record is from RefSeq and is a predicted model, not a curated record. NCBI's taxonomy places the organism in Eukaryota, Metazoa, Chordata, Actinopteri, Pomacentridae.